AUGCCCUCUCUCUCUCUUCUUCUGUCUCAGUUCUCUCUCUUCUUUCUCUAUUUGACCCAAUGAAAAUUAAGAAAGACAGCCUUGCGCUAUAGAAUUGACAGAUCAUUGACACCCCCGCCCCACUCUAACGCAACAACUGUUCUUCUUUACUAUUUAGAUCUCUCAUCAGGACUCCACCCGUGUUACAAUCUCAGGUGUUACUUCAUCUUCAUCACUUUAACUCUGUGUCCAGGAAGGAACCCAGAAAGAUUCCGAUCACAUGAACAACUUCUUACAUUUACUUCAAUAAUUGUCAAAUUUCGAUCUUAUUAUUAUUGCCACCAACUAAGAAAAAUGGAAGGAGCCGAUGGCACGGUCAGGUUAGGGGCUCUCAACAUGAAGCCCGAUCGAGGGUUUAAUUUGGAGCCCGAUAUCUCUGUUUCAUCACCGGUUACUCGGCAGAAAGCUGCUGCAGCUAAGCAGUUUAUUGAGAAUCACUACAAAAAUCAUCUACAAGGCUUGCAGGAUCGUAAAGAAAGGCGUCGAGCUUUGCAGAGGAGGGCGCAAGAGGCGAAGGUGUCAACUGAGGAGGAAGAACAGAUGCUGCGGGAUUUAGAACGACGGGAGACUGAGUAUAUGAGAUUGCAGAGGCAUAAAGUUGGGAUCGAUGAUUUUGAACAGCUGACUGUCAUCGGCAAAGGCGCAUUCGGGGAGGUGAGGCUUUGUCGCGCUAAGAACACUGGAGAGAUAUACGCAUUGAAGAAACUGAAGAAGUCGGAGAUGCUUAGCCGUGGACAGGUUGAACAUGUUAGAUCAGAAAGGAACUUGUUGGUGGAGGUUGAUAGUCGAUGUAUUGUAAAACUCUUCUAUUCUUUCCAAGAUUCAGAUUUCUUAUAUCUUAUAAUGGAGUACCUACCUGGUGGUGAUAUUAUGAACUUGUUAAUGAGAGAGGAUAUUUUAUCAGAGGAUGUUGCAAGAUUUUAUAUUGCAGAAAGUAUUCUUGCAAUACAUUCAAUCCAUCAACACAACUAUGUACAUAGGGACAUAAAACCAGAUAACCUGAUAUUGGACAGAAAUGGUCAUUUAAAGCUGUCAGAUUUUGGUUUGUGCAAGCCCCUAGAUGAUAAAUAUUCAUCCUUGUUAUUGGAAGAUGCAGAGCUCUCUGGCGGCCAUGACAAUAUAUGUGGUGGUGAAGAAGUCCCUUGGUUAAUGGAAAAGGAGCAAUUACAACGAUGGAAACGUAAUCGCCGAGCUUUGGCAUUUUCUACUGUUGGGACACUUGAUUAUAUGGCACCUGAAGUACUUCUGAAGAAAGGAUAUGGAGUUGAGUGUGACUGGUGGUCUUUGGGAGCCAUUAUGUAUGAGAUGCUUAUAGGAUAUCCCCCCUUUUGCUCAGAUGACCCAAGGAUGACAUGCCGCAAGAUAAUUCAUUGGAAAACAUGUCUCAAGUUUCCUGAGGAGCCAAAAAUUUCAGAUGAUGCUAAGGAUCUAAUAUGUCAUUUGCUCUGUAAUGUCGAAACAAGGUUGGGAACAGGAGGGGUGGAAGAAAUUAAGGUACAUCCAUGGUUUAAAUGUACCAAUUGGGAUACAUUGUAUGAAACAGAAGCUGCAUACAAGCCCAAUGUUUCUGGAGACUUGGACACUCAAAAUUUUGAUAAGUUCCCUGACGUAGAAGAUCCUCCUUCUGGAGGACCAAGAGUAGGACCAUGGCGGAAGAUGUUGACAUCAAAGGAUGCUAAUUUCAUAGGAUAUACAUUCAAGAAAUCGGACAUGGUUAAAUCAGUCAGAACAUCUGGCAUGGCAUCAAUAAUAAAUGGUUCUUCUGCUGCUGCUGUACCAUCUUUGACAACAUUAUUAGGUAGAAUGGAUCUGCCACUAGAAACAGUGGGUGAUGACAAAAAGGAAGAAGCAGAUUUUGAGGACAAGCCAGUAAUAUAAAUUACUUGAGUAAGAUGAAGCAGAUUUAGGAUGUUCCUGAUUAUAUAAAUCUCUCUUUUUGUUUUUAUUUUUGUAUUCUUCUUCUUGCUUCAGUUGAAUGAAUAUCCAACACAAAUUUAUUUGUAAGUAGUAUUAUGAGUGGAGUGCAGUUAGUUGUACAGCCGGUGCAGUGCUAUUAACAUUCCUAUUUUAGACAUACUUUUCACUUUCUAAG
Molecule: messenger RNA, 2131 nt
Organism: Impatiens glandulifera
Lineage: Eukaryota; Viridiplantae; Streptophyta; Magnoliopsida; Ericales; Balsaminaceae
Product: serine/threonine-protein kinase tricornered
Exons: 11
Coding region: 334-1917 (527 amino acids)
Biological process (GO): peptidyl-serine phosphorylation; intracellular signal transduction
Molecular function (GO): protein serine/threonine kinase activity; ATP binding
Source: RefSeq, a predicted model, not a curated record